ACAGCGUCGAGAUGAGCAUGUGGCUGCCUAAGAAGACCCACCUGCUGGGGUGGGCGGAGUCUUUACGCAGGAGUGGGGCGGAGCUUCCCGUGGACUUUGACCAGCGCGUCGACCUCAUGACCCAGAAGUGGAACCAGCUGCAGAAGAUCCUGGCGGAGCAUUCUGGGAGCUGUAGUCCGUUGCAGGACCCCCGUGUGGCCUUGUCGCCCCAGACCAACUGCAUGGUGAGGCAGCUGGAAGAUCGCAUCAAGGAGCUGAAGGGCUGGCUGAGGGACACGGAGCUGCUCAUCUUCAACACCUGUCUGAGGCAGGACACACAGCCGCAGGCCAGCACGCAGCUCCAGAACUUCAAGUCCUUGUGUCUGGAGGUGCGAGGCCGGCGUAAGGGCGUGGCAUCUGUGCUGAGAUUGUGCCAAAGGCUGCUGGAGCAGGGCGAACAGCACAGGGAGGCCCUCCAGGUGGGCCCAGUCGCGCAGCUGCACCAGGGGGCCCUCCAGAUGGGUCCAGAAGCAGAGCAGCACCAGGAGGCCCUUCAGCUGCUGGCUAUCAACCUCGAGCGUCGCUGGGAGGCCAUCGUCAUGCAGGCGCUGCAGUGGCAGACACGCCUGAAGAGGGUCCUGGGGCCUGAACAGGUUCCAGGGAACUUUCUAGAACCUGCUCUGAUGGACCUUCACGGUGCUCCCCCUGAGGACUCCUGGGAAUGGGACGAGAUGGACAUGACCAUCGCCGACACCCACGACAGCCACACACACACCCCUGACCUGGACUCGGACACCCACGGUCCACAGCCCUCAGGUUUAGGUCACUGUCACCCUCUCCACCCCUCCACCCGGGCGGGGGACUCGGUGAUGGUCCCUCCUCCGUCCUCUCAUCAUCCAGUCAACACUGUCUAUCAAGUUUACAGCGUCCAUAACAUCGAGCUCUACUGCCAGCCCCACUUUCCUUCCCCUCUCCCCAAGACCCUCAGCCACGAGGCCCACAGGAAGCAGACCCUCAGCCACGAGGCCCACAGGAAGCAGACCCUCAGCCACGAGGCCCACAGGAAGCAGACCCUCAGCCACGAGGCCCACAGGAAGCAGACCCUCAGCCACGAGGCCCACAGGAAGCAGACCCUCCUGAAGAGCCUGAGCAAAGACUCCUCCUUCUCCUCGGUGGAGUCUCUGCCCGACCUGCUGGGGGCGCAGAGGGGCCGUCAGGGCCCUCGGGGCGGCGACUCAGCCCGGCGAUCGGAGAGCGAGAGCGGGAUCGUCAGCGAGGGAGACACGGAGACCACAGCCAACUCUGAGACCUGCCAGCUGGAGGAGAUGGAGGGAGAGGGGGAGGGGGAGGGGGAGGGGGAGGAGGGGAGGGGCAGCCACCUCUCUCCCCCCCGGGGGUCAGACUCCCCCUCGGAGGACCGGGUGUGUGACGAGGAUAUUGAUAGGAUACUGGAACGAGCCAAUCAGUGCGCCCUGUACGGAGACUGCGUGGUGCUGAAGAGAGACCCGAGGUCUAAAUCAGGAAGGAAGAGAAGAGAGGACAGCGAGAGAGAGAUGAGACGAAAGAGAGAGAACAGAGAGAACAGGAAGAAUCGGGACGAGAGCGAAGAGGCGAGGAGAAAGAAAGAGCAGGUCGAGAUGAGAAGGAAGCACCAGAGAGACACAGUGGAGAUCCUAGUGAACGGGCACGGCUUCACCCCUGACUCUGACUCCGAGGGGGGCUUUGGCUCUGACGGAGCCUCCAUCCCCGGUGGAGACAAGCAGGAGGGAGGGGUCACCAGCGGGCAAAAAAAGAGCCUCCGCCACCGAGUCUUCUCCCCCCUCCCCCUGCUGUCCCAGGGGUCCUCUCUGGAGUCUCUGUUCACAGCAGGGGAACUGUUCCCGGCAGGCAAAGACCCUCUGCCACGCAGCAUCUCCCUGGAGAGCUGGCUGGCCCCUGGUAGGAGUGGGGAGGAGAUGGGCAGCCAGGGCAGUCUGGGGGAGCUGGGGCCGGGGGAACCAGGCAAGCCUGGGGAGGCGGGAGGCCCGGCCCCCGCUCCGGGAGGGGAGGCGGCCGGGGAGCUGAGCCGCCGCACCCUGGAGCUCCUGCGUCGCCUGGAGGACAUCCAGAGCCCCCUGGCCCAGAAUAUGACCCGCAGCAUCUCUGACAUCACCCUGCAGGGCUGCUCCCUGCGUCCGCCGGCCCCGGGGGGGCGCGCGGGCCCCCGCGGCCCCCCCUCCUCCGUCAACGAGAGCUCGGCCGCCUCCCUGACGGAGCUGAGCAGCGCCGAGGAGUCCUCCGCCGCGUCCGAGGACCUAGCCCUCCUGAAGAGCCGCCUCUUCCCCGACACCAACGCCUCCUUCAGGAAGCGGUGCCAGCGCGCCGGCGCGGCGCCCGACGAGACGGACGCCAGCGUCAGCAUGGUGGUCAACGUGUCCUGCGCCUCGGCCUGCACCGAUGACGAAGACGACAGCGACCUCCUCUCCAGCUCCACCCCCACGCUCACCGAGGAGGAGCUGGGGGGGCGGGAGGGGGAGGAGUCUAACAUGACCUCCGAGGAGGAGGAGGACGAGGACGAGGAGGAGGAAGAGGAAGGCACGGAGGAGUCCUUCGCCCUGGGGCUGGAGUACAUGAGGAACGAGCUGCAGAGCUGGAUCAAACCUCGACCUCCCUCCUCCUCUUGCUCGCCCGCUGCCAGGGAGAGAGGGGAGGCCGACCUGGGGGACGAGCUCCAGUGCGGGACGUCGUCCCGGGAGAACGCGUCGUCCCCCGCGGGCGACCGCCGCUUCCUCGGCGGCGCCGCACUGAAGCUUCUGGAAACCAACGCCAACGUGCGGAGCGAGCGCGUGCAGAAGCAGCCCCGGGAGGGGGAGGUGGAGGUGGAGGCCAACAGGAGGAACGCCACGCGCAGCUACAUCAGCCGGCUGGUGGACGACAUGGAGAACGGCAACGUGGAUCAGUCCCAGCUGAAGAGGAAGGACGAGGAGGACGAACUGCUGAUGAGAGAGGAGGGGAGUCUUUACACCAGGACGGGCGAGGCCUGCAAGGACUCCGUGGGCGGGGACUCCAGGAACGCGGCCGCCAUGAUGACCACGUGCUCCGCCUCCCCUUCCUGCGAGCUCCUCCCCCUUGAGAACAAGCAGGCCUCGUUGGAAAGCCAGCUGAGGGGCGAGAUCCCGUGUCACAGCUCCUCCCACCCGUCCCCCUCCCUCUCCCCCGUGGAAGACUGCAGAUCCCAUCAUGCACUGCUCCGAGGUGGGGGCCGACAGUCGAUCAACAGUCAGGAGACCUUCUCGUCCUUCCUGAGGGAGGAGAGUCGUAGACAGCCCGCCUCCUACGCCCUCGGCCACGCCCACCCCCGAGGACGGCCCUCCUGCUGUGGACACGCCCCCUCGUCCUCCGACUCCCCCGGCGGGCAGAAGAAGGGGGAGAACGUCCACAACUUUGUCAUGGAGAUCAUCGACAUGACAACCGUCGCCCUGAGGAACAAGGAGAACCAAUCCGAGCAGCAGGGAUUAGAGGAAGGAGGAGGGUCCAGCCCACCUCCCCUCAGCUCAGCACAGCUGGCCCAGAUCAGAGACAAGGUGCUGGAGCACUCCCACAGGCCUAUCCAGCUACGCAAGGGAGACUUCUACUCCUACCUGUCCCUCUCCUCGCAUGACAGUGACUGUGGAGAGGUCAGCACCUGCCAGGAAAGCAAGAACAACACCCCUCUCCUCUCCAACACCCCCGACCUCCCCCCUGCCAUCUCCCCCUCCCCAGACCUGCCCCCGCCCCUCUCUCCCACCCUGGACCUUCAGGACCAGGAGCUGCUGUUUGAGGCCUGCACAGAGGAGGUGUACCUGGGCCCCCCGCUGUGCUACAGCAUGGUCCUCACCAAGAGGCCCCGCAGACGGCCCAGUCCCAACCUCACCGACAGCUUCCUCUCCUGUCACCUAGGGCCCAGUCCCAUACCAACAGAAACCUUCCUCUGCGACAAUCGAGGGCCCCGUCCGCAGCCAACAGCAAGCCCAGACUCCUAUCUCCUGGGGCCUUGUCCCUCAGCAGGUGCCCGGCCCGUCCUCUCCCCUGCCCAGAGCGCGGAAGCAGCAUACCAAGGCCUCGCCCGCACUGCCGUCUCUCCGGGAAACCCGACCGGUAGCCUGGCGGCGCCGAGUCGUAAUGAGCCCGCCUCUUAUCUUAAUCCCUCACGGUGUGAAAGCCAGAUAGACACUGUUGAAUGUUUUGCAGAUUCUAAAACGCUUGAAUCCAAUAUUGCUCCUGUAAUGACCAAGAUAAGCAUCUCUUGCUCCAGUACAAAUCCUUUAAAGGAGGCAGGCUGCGCCAGUAUUAAUCCUAAAAUUAACUCUGCGGCGAUGAGAGGGUGCGAUAGCGGCGAGACAGGCUCUGCAGCUCUGUGGAUGAAACAGAGGAAUGUCAGGAAUGGCCGCAACUCGCUGCAGGAUGCAAAGGCCACUCAGAAACAGGCUCCAAGGUCAGGUGUAGGCAGCGUGGAGGGUACCAGGGGACCUCAGGGUGGCAGCCAUGUCACUGACAGAUCAUCUGCCUCCAGCAGGCCCCAAGUCAGGAGGCUGUCAGAGACCGUGGCUCCAGUCCCUGCCGCAGCCCAGCUGUGAGGCUGUGGCAGCCCAGCCCGAGGGCCUGUCCUGUUUGCUCUCCUCUCACGCUGCAUGGCUCUCCCCUCCUGGAUGUCCCCAGGACCUAAUCAAGGACCAUCUCAUCCCCUCCACUGUACAUGCUGACCUGGGCCAUAGGAGAGAAAAAAAACCAACAUCAUCGGACUCCAUGGCUUCUCCUUCUGGCCUUGUUCUAAGCUUCCCACUUACUGUGCUCUUCCUGUUUCUGAC
Osmerus eperlanus (European smelt) is the source of this 4805-nucleotide messenger RNA. RefSeq names its product A kinase (PRKA) anchor protein 6 (gene akap6). The record is from RefSeq and is a predicted model, not a curated record. Lineage: Eukaryota; Metazoa; Chordata; Actinopteri; Osmeriformes; Osmeridae. The transcript has 7 exons. Bases 12 to 4574 code for a protein of 1520 amino acids.